This is a messenger RNA of Exophiala dermatitidis NIH/UT8656, 1746 nucleotides long. RefSeq names its product 3-oxoacid CoA-transferase subunit A. NCBI's taxonomy places the organism in Eukaryota, Fungi, Ascomycota, Eurotiomycetes, Chaetothyriales, Herpotrichiellaceae. Gene Ontology annotation, biological process: ketone body catabolic process. Gene Ontology annotation, molecular function: succinyl-CoA:3-oxo-acid CoA-transferase activity. Bases 1 to 1746 code for a protein of 581 amino acids. The transcript is spliced from 4 exons. The record is from RefSeq and is a predicted model, not a curated record.
AUGGCGGCACUGGCAGCGAGGCAGCGGACAUUGCUGUUCUGCGUGACAGACAUCACAGCCAGCAGCUCGAGGACCAUCGCAUCUUCUUGUCUGAGACCCAGACCCCGGAUUGCGCGGAAGCUUGUAUCGACCGCACAACACAGUCAAAAAUAUCGAUAUUUCUCGUCGGCACGGCCGCUAUGGCGAGAAGUUCUUAGAUCACAACAGCAGCAGCAGCAGUCGCCGCCGCCGAUCGAUCGGACCAGAUCCAAGCUCUUCAAAGACGCCGACGAGGCUGUUGCAGAUUUGAAGUCUGGAUCGACCAUUUUCAGUGCCGGGUUUGGACUAUGUGGGACGGCUGAAACAAUCAUCACGGCCAUCCACAAACGGGGCAUUGAAUCGCUCAACAACCUGACCGCGGUAUCGAAUAAUGCCGGAGCGGGCGCGGACGGCGGGCUUGCGCCCUUGACUCAUUCGGGCCAACUGACACGAUGUAUUUUGUCGUAUCUGGGCAACAAUAAAGCCCUGGAGCAAAAGUAUCUGACGGGCAACAUUGCAAUCGAGCUGUGUCCCCAGGGAACAUUGGCCGAGCGGAUCAGGGCUGGAGGAGCGGGGAUUCCGGCCUUUUAUACGCCGACUGGAGUUCACACCCUCAUUCAGACAGGCGAGAUUCCAACCCGCCUAGGCCCGGCCGACCCAGAAACAAAAAAGGCCAAUGUGAUUGAGUCGGGCCACCCGCGAGAAACGCGCAUCUUCAACGGUCGGACAUAUGUGAUGGAGACAGCGCUGACGGGCGACGUGGCCAUCCUUCGAGCGUGGAAGGUCGACGAAGCCGGUAAUUGUGUGUUUAGAUACACAACCAAAGCCUUCGGUGUCCUCAUGGCCAAAGCGGCCCGACUCACGAUCGUCGAGGCCGAAAACAUUGUGCCGCUCGGCUCAAUCGACCCCAACGACGUACACCUGCCAGGCAUCUACGUCGACCGCAUCGUUCCGGCGACGGUUCCCAAGAAGGUAGAGCUGAAAAAGACUCGACCAACCACCAACUCGGACACAGACACCUCGUCAUCUUCAUCUUCACCGUCGGAUUCCACUGUCUCGGACAAAUUAACUCGCCGCAAUCGCAUCGCCCGCCGCGCAGCCAAAGAACUCAAACACGGCAUGUACGUCAACCUAGGCGUCGGGAUGCCGACCCUCGCACCAUCCUUCCUCCCUCCCGACGUAAGGGUGUGGAUCCAAUCCGAAAACGGCAUUCUGGGAAUGGGGCCCUACCCGACCGAAGAUGAGGUCGACCCAGACAUCGUGAACGCCGGCAAAGAAACAGUGACUCUCGUUCCUGGCGCAUCGACUUUUGAUUCCGCCGAGUCGUUCGGCAUGAUUCGCGGCGGGCACAUCGAUGUUUCUAUCCUCGGUGCCUUACAAGUCAGUGCCGCGGGUGAUUUGGCGAACUAUAUGAUUCCCGGGAAGGUGUUCAAGGGAAUGGGUGGCGCCAUGGACCUCGUGAGUAAUCCGGAUCACACGAAGAUCGUCGUUGCGACGGACCAUGUCGACAAGUAUGGGAAGAGUAAGAUUGUGGAGAAUUGCGCCCUCCCGCUUACGGGCGCCAGGUGCGUGAGUACGAUUAUUACGGACUUGUGUGUGUUUCAAGUCGAUCGCAAGAAGGGGACUUUGACGCUGACUGAGUUGGCGCCGGGUCUUACGAUUGAGGAGGUGAAAAAGAAGACGGAUGCUAGCUUUGCUGUGGCGGAGAAUGUUGGUUCGAUGGAGUAG